Messenger RNA from Camelus dromedarius (Arabian camel), 1242 nucleotides. It is a transcript of the gene TTC24, whose product is annotated as tetratricopeptide repeat domain 24. The record is from RefSeq and is a predicted model, not a curated record. Gene Ontology annotation, molecular function: protein binding. Lineage: Eukaryota; Metazoa; Chordata; Mammalia; Artiodactyla; Camelidae.
AUGCAUUCAACACAGCAGGCAUUCAGCAAAAGCUGCCCAGCAAAUGCAGAAAAAGAAACCAGGGACAACCCCAUUCUCCGAGCCUGUGCCUUCAAUCUGGAGGCUGCUUAUGUGGAGACCGGGGACCCAGCCAGAGGCCUUGAGCUGCUCCUACGGGCCCAACCUCAAAAGAAGGCCCAGGGCAGGUGUCAUGGUGACCAGCGUUUCAAUCUGGCUUUGGCCUACCAAGCCCAAGGCAACCUGCCUCAAGCUUUGGCCUGGUACCACAAGGCCCUGGGCCACUAACAGCAUGCAAAAAUGGGAGCCUGUUACCAGGCCCUGGGACAGCCUGAGCUAGCAGCCCACUGCCUGCAAGUGGUGCAGGUGCUGGAAGAGAGCCGGAGGCUUGCUGAGAGGAGCACUGAGCCGGGACUGCUAGGGCGACUCUAUAAUGACCUAGGCCUGGGCUACUCCCAGCUCCAGCUGUUCCCGCUAGCAGCAGAGGCCUUCCUGCAGGCCCUGCCCCUGUGCCGGGGGCCAGGAGAGGAGGCCACGGUGCUAAGAAACCUUGGGAUGGCCCACAAUGCCCUUGGCAACUAUCAGAAAGCCCAGGAGUUUCACCAGAAGGCUGCUGACCUGCAUGGUGCUGUGGGGCAGCGGUGGGAGCAGGGCCGGAGCUUUGGCAGCCUGGCAUUUGCACUGAGCCAGCUGGGGGACCACAAGGCCGCCAGGGACAACUACCUGCAUGCUCUGCAGGCUGUACGGGACACUGGGGACAUGAAGGGGCAGUGGCAGGCCUGUGAAGGUCUGAGGGCUGCUGCAGCCAGAUUGGGGCAGCAUGACCAGGCCUUGAAGUACUAUGAGGAAGCACUGGCCCAGUGUCAGAAGGAGCCAGAUUCUGUAUGAGAGCGGCUGGUGGCCAAGCUGGCAGACGCCAUGAGAACCCACUUGGCCCAGGGUGGGCUGGUCCCAACUCACACUCUGACCUCAGCUCGAAGCGGGUCCCAGGCUCCAGGCAGGGCCCGCCCAGUAGCAGGUACCCCAGCCAGGGUGGGAAGGGGCACAGAAGUGCAGCACAGAUGUUCAGGUGGAUGGGAAGAAGAGUCAGAGGGCCAUGAGGAGAAAGAGGAAGAGGAGAUGGUGAAUGUUCCCACAUUAUGGGCAUCAAGACGAGAGCAUGAGUCUAAGUCUGACACUGAACCCCAGGACCAGCCCCUCUCCCCUUUCUGCUUGUUUCUCAAGGCCCUGGCCAAUUUCCCCUAA